This is a messenger RNA of Odontomachus brunneus, 2599 nucleotides long. It is a transcript of the gene ida, whose product is annotated as anaphase-promoting complex subunit 5. The record is from RefSeq and is a predicted model, not a curated record. Lineage: Eukaryota; Metazoa; Arthropoda; Insecta; Hymenoptera; Formicidae. Gene Ontology annotation, biological process: protein K11-linked ubiquitination; anaphase-promoting complex-dependent catabolic process; positive regulation of mitotic metaphase/anaphase transition. Gene Ontology annotation, cellular component: anaphase-promoting complex. Bases 137 to 2539 code for a protein of 800 amino acids. The transcript is spliced from 12 exons.
AGAUCUAUUAUGGCUGGGUUCCGAAAUGUACUGCCAGUACUGAAAAUCUAUAGUUUAUGUUACGUAUAUUAUAGAAUUUCAGUACUGGCAGUGAAUUUCGAAACGCAGCCUAUGUCUAUUUAUAGUGUGACGUAAAAUGAACGAAAUAUUUAAUAAAAUGUCUAAGGAAUUUGUAACUGUCGAUGGUAAUGUAAAGAAGAUUCAAAAAGAGAAUCUAACUCCAUACAAAAUAGCAACUGUUAUUUUAAUUAGAGAGUAUUGUAAUGAAACUACAAAAGCAAUUGUGGAAAGACGUGAUUUUUGUUUAGCCUCAUUAAAAUUGAUUCAGUCAGCAGACAUGGAAUUGAAUGUCUUAUUAAACUUAUUAUAUUCUCCUGAAUAUAUUUUACAUCGAUUUGCCAACCAGUUGGAAGUAGAGUUGGAUAUUCUAUGUAAUAAAGGAGUCGAUGGAUUAUUAGAUUUAUUUAACAGCCUUUGUCGAUUAAUAGAAUCCAAGGAGCAUACACUUUCUAUACCAAUAUUGAGUAGAAAUUCUAUUCUUGGACUAUAUGUUCGUAGGAUGCGUAUUUUUUUUGAAAAAUUGCCUUUUAAUCAGGUAGUUGCACUUUAUAAUGAUCUAAAAAAAUAUGUCGAGAGGAAAAUUUGUAGUACUAGAAACUCUGAUAUCUCUAUAAUCUCCAAGCAAGAAAACUGUGAUAUAAAUAAAACAAAAAGAGUUUGGGGUGGAAGACAAGCAGAAUUACUUGUGGCACAACAAGCUUAUGCCUUACAAACUGAUGAGCAUAAGGCAAUACCACCAGCAGAGUUGCAGACUCUCGUUCAAGAUCUUUUAAAGUGUAGUCCUUAUUACGCAGAUGCACACUAUUUAAGUUAUUUAAAUUGCAUUCGUGUGAAUGAUUUUUGUGGAGCAGUGAACAGUCUUUAUCACUGUUUUGAUAGAAUGGCACCUCUAGAGAAUCGAUCUGCGCCUGAAGAUCGUUCUCGCACUUUUAGGUACGCAGCACUCAACUUGGCUGUUUUACAUGCCCAAUUUAAUCACAAGGAAGUUGCACAGUUUGCUUUGAAAGAAGCAAUUACACUAGCUCAAGAAGCUGGAGAUAAUGUGUGUUUGCAGCUUGCAUAUUCUUGGAUAUAUUACUUGACCAGUGAAGAAAAAGGACCUCUUAUAGAACGUUCAGUCGGUAAAGCGAGCAUACUCGGCAUUACACAUACAACAGGCUUGAGUCUCAUUUCAUAUGCACAUAACUCUGCUCUAGAAGCCAAGAAUCCUCCUCAAGUGUUCGAGACACUAAUUAAAUCGGACGUGUUAAAUUGUCAGCAUUCGAUGUCAGACUUGAUGUCUAUUACUUUUGCGGAGAAGUCCGCAUUAUGGGCGUAUUAUGGUAAAACAGAAAUGGCUUCGCUUUGUGCUCAGCUGUUGCUUCUUCACAAUACUGGUGACAAGAAACAGCAUAUGUUCAAUGGACCGUCCACAUGCCAAGCGAUUGUCACUAUCGCGAAUAUGUUAAUCGAAUUUGGUGAAUAUACGCUCAGCGACGUCGUGCUGGCCCAUGCCAAGGAGAGAUUUCCUAACGAGCCCUGUAACAAAAUAUGGAUACUGAGCGAACAGCUGCAUUUAUUCACACAAUUAAUGAGACAAGAAAAAUGGAGCGAGGCAGAGACAGCAGCUCGAAAUAUUUCAAGUUUAGAUCAGUUAGAAUGCAACUUUAGAUUAGCAGAAGUAUGUUUGGCGAAAGGUGAUUAUCCAAAAGGAUUGGAGUAUAUUAGCAUUAUUGAGCAGCAUUCGGAUGUGACUCCGCCACAUAAAAUACGUGCCACGCUUCUCUUUAGCCAGAUAACAUGCGUUUCGUCACUGUUGGGUAAUGGGACAGCCGCUACUAAUUGCAUAGUGCGUCUGAAUUCAGCUUUGGAAUUGGCUGCACAAAAUUACCUGUCCUAUUACAAAGCGCUCGUCAAGAUGCAUCUUGCUAAUGUACAAAUCCGGAUAGACGUACCAGUCAGAGACGUUUGCUACGGAGCGGUAGCGAAGCAGUUUUCUCUGUUGAACCUGAUCAUUGCCUCACUUCUACACGCAGUUAGUGUUAGCGUCGGACAUCGUCCACAUGCAAUGACAAUUGAGCAUCAAAUGUCUCUUCUGUUCGCGCACAGCAAAGACUUCAGGACACAUUUACUGAUGAGUUUGCCUACAUUAGCCUUGAAUAUAGUGGAAGAUGCUAUACCCACGAUUUUAGGUCACGGAGGCUGUUAUGAUCAAGGUCAAGCAUUUGUAUUGUACGGCAAGUGUUUGUUAGCUUCGGCACCAGAGAGUCCUUUCGAAACACGGAAAGAAGUAAUCCUGAGUGGAAUAAAAGCCCUUUCGAAGGCGCUAGCGCGAUUUACCAAAGUUAAAGCCAUCGCGAGAGUUAAAAGUAUUUUGUGUUUGCAAGCUGUUUUUUACAACGAGAUUAACCUUUCGCUCGAGCGGAAUCAAUGUGCUUUUGAAUUUCGUCAAUUGGACGAACAAUAUUUAACAACACCAAGUAAUUCGUCUUUAUAUUAAAGAUUAUAAGAAGAUAGUUUUAUGUGAAAAUAAAGAAGACGUCAAACAACAAAUCUAUAA